This is a messenger RNA of Betta splendens (Siamese fighting fish), 3634 nucleotides long. RefSeq names its product IQ motif containing H (gene iqch). The record is from RefSeq and is a predicted model, not a curated record. Gene Ontology annotation, molecular function: protein binding. Lineage: Eukaryota; Metazoa; Chordata; Actinopteri; Anabantiformes; Osphronemidae. Bases 330 to 3491 code for a protein of 1053 amino acids. The transcript has 21 exons.
UCAGGCAAAUCAGUUUAUCUGCUGACAGGGUCCGGAUAGAUAUGUGUUUUAUCAUCACUAGUUACAACGCGGAAAAGACAAUUCUAAUGAUGUCGUAUUAUCUUUUAGUUGUAGCGAAAGUUGGCUGUACGCAGGCGGGCGGAUGAGUUAGAACCGCCUGACAGACAAAACCAGGGCAAAUCAGCAUGCGACAUUCUUGGCUUCUUGUCGUCAUGGUUACGAGUACUUGUUGAAGAUUUAUCGGGCAGAGAAAACUUGUCCGAAGAGUGAUGACAAUGUGACACACGUCAUAAGUCUUAUUACUGAAUUAAAUACAGCAUUUGGCAGGAAUGUCUGACGCUCUGAAAAACGAAGAGAAAGUGGGAGUAGUUUUAGUUCAGGUUCAAGAUGAUCUGAAACAGCUGAAACGCAGUCUUGAGAAAAUCAGUGUGAGCGAGAGGGGCACAACGCUGGACCUUCAGGCCCUGGACAACGCCAUCCGCAGAACAGAGAGCUGCAUCAGGAAACAUGCAGAAGAUUAUCUGACAACACUGAACAGGCAGUUGUUGGUUCUUCCAUGCAUUGAAGAUGUUCGAAAAAGCACUCUCCAGAUUCCCAAAUGGAAACCUUCUCUAGAGACUAUUCCAGAUGUGUGCCCACAAAGGGAGCCCCUACCAGAACCUUCACCUGGGGAAAAGCACAAAUCCACAUUAGCCUUUCAUUGGCUAUGUAAUCCUGCUUAUCCAAAGAACAGAACCAUUAUCCACAAGACAUGUGGCAUAAUACUCCCUGAUGUCCACAAGAAGAGCACAAAUAAAAGAAUUCACAGAGUCUUCACUGGUUCGAUGGUGAGGGGUCAAACCAUUGAACCUAAAGGCAGCUGCAACCUGGCGAUACCUGAAGAAGAUGCUGGGAUGGCGUCAGAUAGAGGUUUGCUUCACAUGUCAGUCCAGCACAACACUGUUGUUCUUCACACCAGAGAGGAUCCACACACUCUGAAGACAGAUGUUAUCAGAUCAAAGUCCAGGCGUCCUAAGAAGCUGAAAUGGAAAACAGAAUCAAGAUCCACCCGUGACAACGAAUACUCCCCCCUCUGGAUGACCAUGACGCCGCCACCCUCCACAGCGUCCAAGAGCAUGGACCUUGGUGGCACGAUGCAGGACGACAAUGAUUUCCCUAAAAGCCCUCAGAAUCCGCCUGCAUUGUGUUCUCUGCGUGCCAACAAAUAUCCCUUCAUCAUCAUAAAUGGAAGAAUCAACCACAUGGCACCAGAUUUCUGUCACUUCAGGCAGAGCUUUAGUUUGUGCUGGAGCGUGGUGGUGGACCCUCUGGAGGCUCUGAAAAGGCUGCUCAGGAACUUCGCGGUGCCUCUUGCCAAAGUGAACGGGGAGCGGCUGCUGGAGUUCGGCCACGGCUGGGAUAAUGACUGGAGGAAGGAUCCUCCAGCAAACAGCCUCCUCUUGGUGCUUGAAAACUGGAAGGAGGUGCUGGAUCUGGUUUCACGCCCAGGUCAACGCUUCAAGGGAGAGGGAGGCACGGAGGCAGCUGCCAUCCACAUUCAGUCCUGCUGGAGGCGCCAUGUCGCCCGCACAGCCUACUCGAGCCACUGUCGGCGCAAGUGGGCGGCGGAGACCAUCUCCAUGUCAUGGUUGAGGCACGCUCGCAUGCGUCACGUCAGAAAAGCCCUGCAGGCACGGCGUUUUAGACAGCUAGAGAAUUACCGCAGCCGAGCCCAGCAUCUGGCAACCAACUGGAAACACAUCCAGUCCUCCAAGAGGACCAUUAUCCACAUCCCUUCAUUAGGAUUGUCUCAGAGACAGCGACUGAAUUUAAGAGGAUUUGACAUUUUGCAGAACAUCCAAAUAGGCAGACUGUGUGAUAUUAAAGAUGAAAACGUGGAGGUGAUCUAUGUUUGUUCCCAACAUCUGGAGGAGGACAUCUUGCAGUAUUACACUAGGCUCCUGAACGGGGUCUCACAUGAGUCUGAUACUGAAACUACGGAGGUUCCAGUCUCCAGGCGCUUUGUUGUCCUCACCCCAGAGGCUCUACAUUAUUUCCCUACCCAUAACAUGUGCCUGUCUACACUGCUGAAGUACAGUCCUUGUACGCUGACUCGCAUCAAGAAUCUCAUCCGGGGCAAACAGGCCUAUAUAGUGGGUGGAGUGACCCACGCUGAUGACCUGGCCGUGGCCGAUGAGCUGGGGGUGCCCGUCUUGGGUCCGGAACCGGGCAUUGCACGGCUCUACAGCACUAAGUCUGGAGGGAGAAGGAUGUUUACGUGGGCAGAGGUUGACGUGCCCCCUGGUCAAGGCGGGAUCUGCUCGCUGAACCAGCUUCAUGAAACACUGGCUGAGCUCAUGGCUCAGAACCUCGACGUGAGGCGCUGGCUCUUUAAGAUGGAUUCUGAGCGCGGUGCUCGUGGCACAGCGUUCUGUGAUACGUGCCAUCUUAACUGUCAUAGCUGGGCCCUUCAGGAAGCCCGUCGCUGUGGACCCGACUUAUGGAACACCAGAUGGGUUCAGGAGUCUGUGCUGCUCAGAUAUUUAGAUGAGAUCCCAGAGUGGCUGGCCUGCUAUGCCCGACCUGCUAAAACCUCCUGCUAUCCCAACUGGACCUGCUUCCUGAAGACCUUCCUCCGGCAAGGCGGCGUGGUGGAGGCCUACCCACCUUCAGACGGUGUCACCUGUCUGACAGUGGAUCUGCUGCUGGAGCCUGGGGGGGAGGUGACCAUGCUGUCCUGUGGAGACCAGCUCCGCGGCUCGUGUCAGCUGGAAACCGUUGGCUCCACUGUUCCUCAGACCUCUGUGCACCCAGAGACGCUGCGUUCCAUCUGCAUGCGCGUGGGCCGGGCUUGUGUGCAGCGCCUCAUUGUAGGAUAUGUCUCCUUGGACCUGGCUACCUUUGUGAACCACAUCACCAUGGAGCAGAAGGUGUGGGCCACUGAUCUGGACAUUACAUACAGUGAUCAGCUGGCCAUGACCCGGAUGCUGCUGACGGUGACCGGAGGAGCGCUGAAUUUCAGCUCGGGCUGUUUGGAAGUGCCAAAUCCAGCGAUGGAGAAACGCUGGGAACGCCACGAUGCUGCUGAACCUCCUGUUAUCAGCUGUUAUGCAGUGAUUGGGAUCCACUUGUUUCACACUAACCUUUCCAUGCUGUACCAUUAUGUGUUUCUGAAGAUGUGCAGGACUCAUGGAAUAGGAUUUAACAGAAAGAGGAAACAAGGCACUGUCUUCGCGUUUUAUGACUACAGCGACCGAUGCAGCCUUGGAAUGAUGACGGUCUCCGAGAAUCUCCAGGGAGCUUUAGUGACCUUUGCUCGGAAUCUGUCAGUCAUUCAUCAGGAGAUAUCAUCCUCUAGAACGCAAGGGGAAACCAAUUUCAAGGUGUUGAUCAAGAACAUAGAAGAUGUGCUGCAGGUGAUGGCUCGGAAUAAGCUACAGGCAGUGGAGAACUGCUGCUUAGACAGCUGCUGCACCAAUAAACUGUCUCGUGUUUGUUUGUGCCAACUUUAACAGUGACGCAUAAAGAGACAAAUACUGUCUUGUGCCUAGACAAUAGACAGCAUCACAACUGAUUUAUUUCUGUAACACCACUAUAUUAUAAAGCUAUUUUCUAACCCGGUAGUGGAAAAAGCACUAAAAUUAUUUGUGUCAGU